UUUAUAUAAUAAUAAUUAUUAUAUGUAUGUGUUGAAUGUCAAUGCUGAAUCGGGUCAAUAUAUAGGGGUGUGAAUAUACUGUGUCACAGACGUGACGUGAACACUUCUAGAUACUGGCGGGUGCAGACUUUUCUUUGAAUCGCAGAAACUUAGAAAAUGUUAGAAUCUAUUGUAAAACAGAUUACCCUGUCUUGGACAAGUCAAGCACUGUUACUGGGUCUAACAGUUGGUCUGGUUACGUAUUAUACAUUUGGAAAGAAGAAAUACAAAUUGCCCCCAGGACCCUGGGCGCCUCCUUUGUUAGGUCACCUAAGAGAAAUAAAUUCUCCUCCACCAAUCUUUAAAAAGUUAUUAAAAUGGAGAAAAGAAUACGGUCCAGCAAUCACGAUAUAUUUUGGUCCAUUAAAGUGUGUAACAUUAAACAGUGCUGAUUCUGUCAAUGAAGCAUUAGUAAAGAAAGCAGCUGAUUAUGCUGGUAGACUUCAGACUUGGUCAAUGGGUCAUAUAUCUGAUGGUUACAAGAACAUUGUAUUUUCUGAUGUCAACCCGUCAUGGAAACAACUUAGAAAGAUUGGCCUUCAAGGUCUAAGGCAAUGUCUCUCGGGAAAUAAACUAGAAGAGAAAUUAUUUGAAUCCACAUCUAAGGUGAUGAGAAGAAUACAAGAAGAAAAUGGAAAACCAGUCGAUAUACAGAAAUACAUCAGUUUAUUGGUUUUUAAUUUACUUCAUGGUGUCUGUUUUAAUAAAAGUUUCGAUAUAGACGACCAAUUAUUUUUGAAACUAUUGAAUGUUCUGGACGAGGCUACCAAUGAUUUUGGAAACGGAUUCUUUGAAGAUGUUUUUCCACCACUUCGGAGAUACCCCACGGCAAAAUUUAGGAAGAUUAUGUCAACGUUUGCUUAUUUCCAGAAUUUCAUAAAUGAUGAAUUCAAUAAACAUUUUGAGAAUUUUUCAGAAGAUAAUAUGAACGACAUUACAGAUUUUUUGCUCAAUGCCAGAAAACAAGCUGUUCUGGAAGAUCCUGCUGUAGAGUCGAUUAUCACUAACAGUCAUCUCUCCCAAACCGUUAAGGAUAUAUUCAUUGCUGGUGUUGAUACAACCAGACAAACUAUCACCUGGACUAUUCUAUUAUUAGUAACACAUCCAGAAAUACAGAAAAAAGUUCAAGAUGAAUUAGAUCAAGUAUUAGAUGCUGGACAAGCCCCCACCUUAGGUGACAGAGAAAGACUAUCCUACACCGAGGCUGUUUUACACGAGAGUAUGCGACUGUGUCCAGUUUUACCAAUUGGAUUACCACAUACAACCCGCUGUGAUACAACUAUUGGUGAAUACGAGAUACCUAAAGGUACUAUGGUGGCGAUCAACCACUGGGCGCUUCACAACGAUCCCGAAGUUUGGAAAGAUCCCGAUGUCUUCAGACCAGAAAGAUUCCUGGACGAAUAUGGAAAACUGGAGCCUAAAACUAUGUCAUGGCUGCCAUUUUCUGCUGGACGUAGAAAUUGUUUGGGUGAAACUGUUGCUAGACCCGAAUUGCAUCUUAUGUUGGCUCUACUUCUGAGGAAUAUGAAAUUUAGUUGUCCAGAUGGUCAAACAAUGGAUAUGAAUCCAUUGGCUACUAACAGUUCAAUCUCCUUUGUUCCUCCUUUAAACUAUGUGAUCGCAGAGCAGAGACAAUAAAUUGGUUGCACAGAAGGGGGUGGGACUAGGAAAUUAAACUCGUAGUUUCUGAAUUAUGGGACCUGAAGGAAUGUUCUAGCCCGUCUACACAAUAACUAGUAUCUAUCCACACCUUUUAAUUGUCUAUGAAACAGACUAAUGACUAUUUGUUAUGUUUGUGAUAUUAUUAAUCAAUAUGAAAUAAUGAUAUAAUAGGUAGUAGUGUAGAGGCUACUGUAGGGUGUAGACUAUGAUUUAAAUUUAAAAGUAGUCCAUAAAUUCAGCAAAUUUAGACCUGAUGUAUAUAUGACUAUUUGUUAUAUUUGUUAUAACAUGUAAUAAUAACACUGGUGAGGUCAAUGCUGCAGUAGGGAUGGCCUAGGAUUUAUAAACGUAUCCCAUAACCUUAGACUGGAGUAUUCUUAUAAUGACUCUUAUAAAUGACUAACAAUAAGGUAGUUUUGAAAUGUUUACACUCAAAAGAAUAGUUCAUGUAAAUGUUAAGUGAAGACCUGCAAAUUGUUUAUAAAAUUCAAAGAAAUAAAUAAAUUCCAAUUCCAAUUAA
Patella vulgata (common limpet) is the source of this 2221-nucleotide messenger RNA. Its product is annotated as cytochrome P450 1A1. Lineage: Eukaryota; Metazoa; Mollusca; Gastropoda; Patellidae. Bases 157 to 1677 code for a protein of 506 amino acids. The record is from RefSeq and is a predicted model, not a curated record. The transcript has 11 exons. Gene Ontology annotation, molecular function: heme binding; iron ion binding; oxidoreductase activity, acting on paired donors, with incorporation or reduction of molecular oxygen.